Molecule: messenger RNA, 4370 nt
Organism: Cydia strobilella
Lineage: Eukaryota; Metazoa; Arthropoda; Insecta; Lepidoptera; Tortricidae
Product: dorsal-ventral patterning tolloid-like protein 1
Exons: 17
Coding region: 174-2588 (804 amino acids)
Cellular component (GO): plasma membrane
Source: RefSeq, a predicted model, not a curated record
CGUAACGUCAGUCGCGCGCCGCCCGUCGCUGCGCCCAGACCCGCUCGUGCUGUCGCCCCGCGCCGCCGCCACGCGCCCAAUGGCGCCCCGACAAGCACCUAGCUCACGCGGGUAAUCUGCGGUGAGCAGCGGACGGCCGCGUAGCAAACACAUGCUAACGAUAUGGAUACAGUAUGGCCGCGGCACAUUGGCACAACUCGCUGGGAGGCCUGUCGCUGUCGCUCUUAUGUCUCUUCGCCGCUACUCUUCAAGUCACAAGCGUGGUCGCGGGCGAGUCACUGGAGCUCUCGAGCAGGUCCGCGCUCGCCGACCCCUCGCCUACUAAACUUCCAAAGUGCGACCAGACGUUCGUGAGCCGCGACGGCUUGAUCAAUGGCACGUUCAACGCGCCCGAGCUCAUCAACCCCAACAACCACAGCCGCCAGUGCCUGUACACCUUCCUCGCGGCGCCGGGCCAGCGCGCGCUCAUCGAGUUCCGCACCUUCGACCUGCGCGGCAAACCCCCUGAUGGCGCCGCGGUGGGGGAGCUACCAGCAUGCAUGCACGAGUACAUGGACAUAUACUCGGAGAUGGCGUCACUGGAGGCGGGCGAGCUGGUGAACUCUGCGUUCGGCGGGCGCUACUGCGGGCCCAUCCCGCCGCGCCGCCGCGUGUCGCUGCACCGUGCCGUGGCGCUCUCCUUCUACACCGACAAGCCCUACACGCCGCCCUCGCUCUUCACUGGCUCCUACCAGUUCAUCAACGCCUCGGAGUUCGAGAUCGGCACACCGGUUCCGAACACCAUGUGCUCGUUCAUCAUCGACGCGAGCAAGCGCAAGACGGGGCUGCUGCUGUCCCCCACGUACCCCGGCGUGUACCCCAAGGAGCUCACCUGCAACUACCAUUUCAUUGGGCAGCCGGGGCAGCGCAUCCGGCUCGAGUUUCGUGACUUCGACCUGUUCUUCGGCGGGCCUCAUUGCCCAUUCGACUGGGUGAGGGUGUACGACGGGCCGGACAACACGUCGGCGGUGGUCGGUACGUACUGCGGCCAGCAGCGCAACCUUGUGCUCUACUCCAGCGACGAGCGCCUUCUGGUCACCUUCUACUCGCUGCCGCGCUCCGCCAACACGCAGAACCGCGGCUUCAAGGGAAUCUUCGAGUUCUCUGAGAGUUUUGUUAAGUUAGAUUUUAUAAGUAAACACGACGCUGAGCACAUUAGGGGCUCCGAGUGCGACCAGAAGAUCCUCAGUAAGAAGGAGUCUUCUGGAUUCGUGUACCAUCCAAAUUAUCCAUUCCCCUAUAUACAAAAAGUUGUUUGUAGAUAUUUUAUAUAUGGUAUGCAAGAUUCACAAAAUUUGGAAAGGGUGCGACUGGAGUUUCAAAACUUUUCUAUACCAAAAUCGGACAAGCCUAAACCAGAUAGCGCGUGCUCGGACGGGUACCUGAAGGUGUACUUGCGCGGGCAAGAGGCCACGGACUCGUACGACAAGCACGAUGCGGAGCUGUGCGGCGAGAGCUCGCCGGGCCCGCCGCCCUACCCGCCGCUGCUCACGUCCGACGGCCCGCGCCUCGUGCUCGUCUUCAGCUCGGGCGAGCUGCAGGGCAGGGGCUUCAAGGCCAAAUACACAUUUGAGACUGAGUACCGCGUACCGGGCACGGCGGCACCUACCGGCGAGUGCGCUUUCACGUAUCGCUCUGAGGCUCGCAAGCGCGGCGAGUUCAACUCCCCGCGCUACCCCUCUAACUACCCCUCGCGCAUGAACUGCACCUACACUCUCGACGCCACGCCCAACGAGCAGGUCACCGUCGUCUUCGAUCACUUCAAGAUGAGGGCCGACGCCUGGAAUGCCACGGCUGGUCUAUACGGCGGCGCAACAUGCACGGAGGACUGGGUGGAGGCGUGGUGGACGGGGCGUGAGGGCUCGCGCGUGUCGCUCGGCCGCUGGUGCGGCGUGGCCACGCCGGGCCCGCUGCGCUCGCCGCGCGGCGCGCUCGGCCUGCGGCUGGCGCUACAUACCGACGCGGAGAACGUCGCUUCCGGGUUUAAAGCGAGAUAUGUUUUUGAGCCGGCGAAAUCAAUAUUUGGCGAUUGCGGCGGCAACGUGUCCGGCGCCGAGUGGGGCGCGAUCACGUCGCCGCGGUUCCCACUGCCGUACGAGCCGCCCGCACGCGGCACCGCGUCGCGUGUCUGCAACUGGUUCGUCACCGCGCGCCCCGGCAAGCGGUUGCUGCUCAAUUUUGACCAUUUCGCUGUGGAGGGACAUCUUACCGAGCGCGGCUGCCCGGCGGCGGUGCUGCGGCUGUGGUACGAGUCGCCGGGGCCGCCGCUCGAGCUGUGCGGGGAGAAGGCGCCCGGCGACCGCUGGCAGUACCUCUCCUCGUCUAACUCCAUCCGCCUCUCGUUCAUAGUGGCAGACAAGUCCGUGGGCGCGGCGGGCUGGCGCGCCGUGUGGACGGAGGUGACGGUGCCGGAGACGGGCGCGUGCCCUCGGUCGGGGCCGGGCACGUGGGCCGCCGAGUGCGCGGGCGCCUGCCUGCCGCCCGCCGCCGCCUGCUCCGGCCUGCAGCACUGCGCCACCGCAACCGCCCAUCGCGCUCCGCACUGUUAGUAUCCCACGCUUACACACACCACACACACACACACACACACACACACACACACACACACACACACACACACACACACACACACACACACACACACACACACUACACCUACACGGCCCGCGAGCGUCCAAAGAGCGCCCAGAGGCCUCACCGAUUCUGCGUUAAGGUGAAAUUCGACCAAUCUAUAAGCGCCCACAUACUUUUUCAACUUUGUUGAAUAAUUCAUAACUUAUGGGUUUUUAAUGUUUCAAGUGAUAAUUUUAUUGAUUUCACUUAAUGAGAAUCUGGAGUAUUUUGCAGCGUUUUCUUUUUACACUAUUUGUAGUAAUAUUAAAAUAUAAAUGUUAAAAAUUUUUCCAAACCAAAAUCCAUUAUUCCUCAAUAGUCACGUCAUGUACGUUUCAUUAAAACGUUGUCUAAAGUAGGUACCUACUUUAAUGUGGAAAAAGGGAUUCGGUUUCAUUAGUACCUAGGGGUAGGGACUAAUCACAGCCACCUACCACCUACUUGACCUACUACUAGGUACUAGUCACUGCUAGUUAUACUGGGAUCAAAGAACCAUAAGUCGCAACUGUAAGAAGCAUUCCAGGUCGCUGCCUCUGCACAAGUCGAAUAGAUUUCUUUCAGGUGGGGACUUCUACAUUUGUGCCAAACUCUACACCAAUUAAAUUUUAAUAUGAUGUUAAGGAUUAUGUACUUAAGCAUUUAGAUAUUUUAUUGGUACACCUAAUGGUAUAACCAGCUUCGUCAAAGUUAUAUAACAUAUACAUGACAUGUUAUUGGGACAAAAUAGUUUUCGAUGGCAUUUACAAUCAAACAUCGGAAAAUGAGGACAUUAAUUUUUUCCGAACAUUACGAGUAAUUAAUACCGGUACAAAGUUUGAGUUUCAUAUCCAAGAAACAUGGACACAAAAUGAUAUAUAUUAUAUAAUAUACCUACCUACUUAAGUAUGUUACAAACGAAAUUAAGUACAGUAUACCUAUUAAAACAAUGUUUCUAGGAUAAGUCGUUAGAUAGUAUUUACUUAUAUAAGAAAGUGUUAUUUACAGUAGCGGUAAAUUUCAAAAUGAACCCUAGCUUAAUCGAAUUGUCGUUUUCAUAAAUUCGUAAAUUUCAUCGAAAUCGCUGGAGCCGUUUUCAAAGAAAUUAUUAAAAAAUAUAUGCAAAUGUAUCUGAAAAAAUAUGAUAGAUUAUUUGCCGCUACUGUAGAGUAUUGUUUAUAUUUAGUUAUACACUAGGUACGUAUAAACAUUUAAUAAUUUAACAGAUUUUAUAAAAUGUUAAUAGUAAAGCUUAAUUGUUAACUAAGAAUUGGCACCGCACUUUGCAUUCCCACUUAUGUAUGAAUUGUAUUUACACUGUUGCAUUUAUCGUCGCAUUCUAGGGAAAUUAUAAAAUUAUCUAUCUAUUUACUUGUAUCAUAACGAUUAAUGUAGCUUGUUGGAUCUUACGUGGAGUGAGCAGGGCCGCGCGCCAGCGCUCUUCGCUGCUGCUUACUCUUGCUUUCUUCUCUAUCAUUAUAAGAUGUUGUAUCUCAACACUGUAGUAGUAUUGAUAAUUAAUUAUUUUUAAAGAAUCAUGAAUAAUGUUAUGUUCACUGUAUCUACUUAUCUUCUCAGUAUCGGUGGUUCAAUGCAAUCUUUGUCUCCGGGUGAUGUGACCGCCGCGCUGUUGCGUAGCGUAGAGUAGGGUAGGUGUAUUUGGCAUUAGGCCAAGUUUCACAAAUACCGAUAUUAUAUAUAUUGUUGAUGGACUAGCAGAAUAUAUUGACUAUGUUGCAAGA